GCAACCCUCCGGCAACGGGCACCGGGACCCUGCUGAUAACCCUGGAGGAUGUAAAUGACAACGCUCCCAUCAUUUACCCAACGGUGGCUGAAGUCUGUGAUGAUGCCAAAAAUCUCAGUGUGGUCAUUCUGGGAGCUUCCGACAAGGACCUUCACCCCAAUACAGACCCCUUCAAGUUCGAGAUCCAUAAACAGACCGUCCCUGAUAAAGUCUGGAAGAUCUCCAAAAUCAACAACACCCAUGCCCUCGUGAGCCUGCUUCAGAAUCUGAACAAGGCCAACUACAACCUGCCCAUCAUGGUGACAGAUUCAGGGAAGCCACCCAUGACGAACAUCACAGACCUCAGGGUGCAGGUGUGCUCUUGCAAGAACUCCAAAGUGGACUGCAACGCGGCGGGGACGCUGCGCCUCAGCCUCAGCUUGCUGCUGCUCUUCUCGCUCCUCAGCUUAUCGGGUAAGUCCACUUGACCCCAGCAUGCUUGC
This is a messenger RNA of Psammomys obesus (fat sand rat), 482 nucleotides long. Its product is annotated as cadherin-13-like. The record is from RefSeq and is a predicted model, not a curated record. Gene Ontology annotation, molecular function: cadherin binding; calcium ion binding. Gene Ontology annotation, cellular component: catenin complex; plasma membrane; adherens junction. The annotation marks the transcript as partial. The transcript is spliced from 2 exons. NCBI's taxonomy places the organism in Eukaryota, Metazoa, Chordata, Mammalia, Rodentia, Muridae. Gene Ontology annotation, biological process: cell-cell junction assembly; calcium-dependent cell-cell adhesion; multicellular organism development.